Molecule: messenger RNA, 2637 nt
Organism: Emericellopsis cladophorae
Lineage: Eukaryota; Fungi; Ascomycota; Sordariomycetes; Hypocreales; Bionectriaceae
Exons: 2
Coding region: 1-2637 (878 amino acids)
Biological process (GO): translational initiation
Cellular component (GO): eukaryotic translation initiation factor 3 complex
Molecular function (GO): translation initiation factor activity; RNA binding; translation initiation factor binding
Source: RefSeq, a predicted model, not a curated record
AUGUCUAAGUUCUUUCGCGGUGGAGAGGAGAGCUCCAGCGAGAGCGACUCCGGCGAUGAGGUGUCCAUCAACGGCUCCGAAGAGUCUUCCGACGACGAGCAGCAGGUGAAGAAGCCGCAGAACAAGUUCCUCGCUGGGAACGACGACUCAGAUGACGACUCGGACGAGAGCGAGGAGGAAUCUGAGGAGGAAUCCGACUCCGACGAUGAUGCUGGAAAGGGAGGCGCCGGCUAUUUCUUGAAGGACGCUAGUUCCGAGAGUGAAGACAGCGACGACGACAAACGCUCAGCCGUCAAAAGCGCCAAGGACAAGCGUGCAGAGGAGCUGGAUGCCUCGAUCAAGCAGAUUGAGAACGGCCAGAAGAAUGGAGACUGGACUUUGAUUUCCGCAGAAUUUGACAAGCUCAGCCGACAAGUAGAGCGUUUGCAAGGACCCAGGGGCAAGGCACCCAAGACAUGGAUCCGCACCAUUGCUGAGCUCGAGGAUUUCAUGAACGAGGCUCUUGCGAAAGCCAAGGUCACGCCCAAGAAGAUGAACGCCACGCAGGCGCGCGCCCUCAACGCCAUGAAGCAGAAGAUCAAGAAGACCAACAAGAGCUACCAGAAGGACAUUGACGCAUACCGGGCGGACAAGGAUGACUUUAUGGAGUCGUCCGAGGAGGAGGCGCCCGCGCCGGCCCCUACCAAGGUCAAGAUCCCCAAGUCAUCCGACCCCAUCGCCCAGCCCACCGAGGAGGACAUGGAAGGUUUCACAGAGGUCACCCAGGGUGGCCGUACUGUCAAGUACACCCCUGAGAGUAUCCUCAAGCACCUGCGUGCGAUCCUGGACACGCGCGGCAAGAAGAACACGGACCGAUCCGAGCAGAUUGGAGUGCUGGAGAAACUGCACGCCACGGCCAACACGCCAUACCAGCAGAUCCGCGUUCUCUUGACCUUGAUAUCCUCGCGCUUCGAUCUUGCCUCUGGCUCAUCAGGCGCCAUGCCCGUGGAGCAUUGGAAAUCUGCUGAAAAGGAACUCUCUACUCUGUUCAACAUCCUCGAGCAGAACAAGGAGUAUGUGGUUGUUGAGAACGCCGAGGAGUGGGAAGACGACGAGAAGGUGCCCGUACUGCAGCCUGGUGAAAAGCACAUCAAGGUUGCCGGCAGCCUCGUGUCCUUUGUGGAGCGUCUGGACGAUGAGCUGGGCCGCUCGCUGCAGAGCAUCGACCCUCACACCUCGGAGUACAUUGAACGCCUGCAAGACGAGGGCUCCCUAUACAACAUCAUUUUCCGAGGACUCCUCUACACCGAGUCCCUGCGCAAGGAAGAGGAUCUGGAUGUGUCUCAGGACACUGUGAACCGCAUUGUGAUGCGCCGUCUCGAGCACGUGUACUUCAAGCCUGCCCAGGUCAUCAAGGUCUUUGAGGACAAUUGCUGGAAGGCUGUCGGCAGUGAUGUCGAGUCCGAUAUCACCGGUCGUGCGGCGUCCGCCGACGCCACCAACCUGGUGGGCACGCUCUGCAACUACCUGUUCAUCCACAGCGAUGGCAUUAUCCGUGCCCGCGCUAUGCUGUGCCAGGUCUACUUCCUCGCCCUCCACAACGAGUACUACAAGGCUCGCGACAUGAUGCUCAUGUCCCAUCUCCAGGAGAACAUCCCCAACUUCGACGUGCAGUCGCAAAUCCUCUAUAACCGCACACUCGUCCAGGUUGGACUCUGUGCCUUCCGCAAGGGCCUGGUAUACGAUGCCCAGAACACUCUGCAGGAGAUCUGCGGCAGUGGCCGGCAAAAGGAGCUGCUGGCACAGGGUGUGAUGAUGCAGCGCUUCAACCAGGUUUCGCCCGAGCAAGAGAGGCUGGAGAAAUCACGCCAGCUCCCCUUCCACAUGCACAUCAACCUGGAGCUACUCGAGUGUGUGUACCUCGCCUGCAGCAUGCUGCUCGAGAUCCCCCUCCUCGCCCAGACCGGCUCGUCGCCCGACGUCAAGAAGCGUGUCAUCAGCAAGACCUACCGCCGCAUGUUGGAGUACCACGAGCGCCAGAUCUUCACUGGGCCUCCUGAGAACACGCGCGACCACGUGAUGCAGGCGUCCAAGGCGCUUGCCGCCGGCGAGUGGAAGAAGUCGACCACGUUCAUCCACAACAUCAAGAUCUGGGACCUGAUGGCGAACACGGAGGACAUCAAGACCAUGCUGUCCAAGCAGAUCCAGGAGGAGGGUCUCCGGACGUACCUGUUCACCUACGCUCCCUUUUACGACACGCUGUCGGUCGAGACACUCGGCACCAUGUUCGAACUGGAGCCCACCAAGGUGUCUGCCAUUAUCAGCAAGAUGAUCAGCCACGAGGAGCUCUCUGCCUCGCUGGACCAGGUCACCUCCAACGUCAUCUUCCGCAAGGGCGUCGAGCUCAGCCGUCUGCAGUCGCUGGCGCUCACCCUCUCCGACAAGGCCAGCUCGCUCAUCGAGACCAACGAGCGCACGCUGGAGCAACGCACACAAGGCUCGUCAAAUGCCUUUGACAGGCCUGGGCGAGGCCGAGGCGGCGGUCGCGGCGGUGCACGGGGGCGCGGAGGCGGUGGCCGUGGCGGCGGUAACACACAGCGCCAAGCUGGUGGGACACAGUUCACGGGCGGAGCAUUGGGUGCUGCUGUCCGGGGUUAG